AUGGGCGACACAAACUCUGUCAAAGCGCAGCUUUGGGGCAGAAUGAAGGAGUUCACUCCAUUGGUGGCUUUUGGAACUUUCUAUACGAGUAUCGCCAUGUUCAACUACGGAUACGAUGUUGGUGUUUUCAGUGGUCUUCAAGCCAUGGAACCAUUCGAGAAGAGGUUCGGUACCUGCACUCCACAGGGGAAAUGUGCACUGCCGUCCUACUUGUCCUCCAUCAUGAACUCAACACCAUUCCUCGGAAAGCUCAUCGGAUGCUGGUUGGGCGUGCCAAUCGCAGAGAGGCUAGGCAGGAAGAAGGCCAUGCUAAUCAUUGCACUCGUGUCUCUUGUCGCAGUGUCUCUGCAGAUUUCAGCCACAACUGCCGCCCAGUUUACUGUUGGCCGCAUCCUGGCAUUUGGCAUGACGGGUAUCUGUGUCAUCUCGAUCCCAGCAUACAUGGCUGAGAUUGCGCCGCCUAGCCUUCGUGGCCUAAUCUCCUCGCAAUUGCAGAUUCAAAUCGUCUUCUCGCAACUAGUUGCGAGUGGCAUCAACUACGGCACAGCAAACAUACCAAACAACAAUAGCUGGCGCAUUCCAGUCCUAAUCCAAUUCGUCAUGCCUGUCUUUCUGCUUACCUUGCUCCCUAUCUUAGUAGAAUCACCACGUUGGCUCAUUUCUCGAGGGCGACAGGAGGACGCUAUGCAAGCACUCCAGAAGCUACGAAAGAAGGAUACAUCAGUCGAGUCCCUUCAACUCGAGAUAGACAUGCUCUCCAGCUUCAAGGAGAACGAAGAGAAAGGAUCUUGGCGAGAGGUCUUCCAGGGCACAAACAGGCGCCGCACCUUCAUCGUCACCAUCGCCAUGAUCGGCCAACAAAUAACCGGCCAGUCCUUCGCCUCCCAAUACAGCACCAUCUUCUACACCCAACAAGGCUUCACCAACGCCUUCGCCCUCUCCCUCAUCUCCACCGCCGUCUCCUUCGCCGGCGUCCUCAUCAGCGGCUUCUUCGUCGACGGCCUCGGACGACGACCCCUUCUGAUCGGCGGUGGCCUCUCGCAAGCCUUCUGGCUCUUCCUGCUCGGCGGCAUGGGCACAAUCGCCGAUCCCACCCAGGCGCAGAAGCACACGCUCGUCGCGUCGCUGAUGCUCUUUGGCGUGUCGUACGGGCUGUCGUGGGCGUCGCUGUCAUACGUAAUCCUUGCCGAGGCUGCCUCCCGCCGCGUCGUCGAGAAGACCAACAUGCUGGCCAUCUCGCUGUCCGUCGUGACGGCAUUUGUCGUAUCGUUCACCGUCCCGUAUCUGGUCAAUGACGGUUAUGCGGGGUUGGGUGCGAGGGUCGGAUUUGUGUAUGGAGCUUUGGCACUGCUGAUGGCGGCGUUGGCGUGGCUGUUUGUGCCGGAGAUGAAGGGGCUGGAGCUUGAGCAGUUGGAUCGGCUGUUUGAGGCACGCACGCCGACCAGGUCUUUUGGGAAGGUGGAGUUGGAGCGGCUGGGCGGUGAGCAGGACAAAGUUGGAGCGGAGCAGCUGUAG
This is a messenger RNA of Lasiodiplodia theobromae, 1515 nucleotides long. Its product is annotated as Sugar transporter. Gene Ontology annotation, cellular component: membrane. Gene Ontology annotation, biological process: carbohydrate transport; transmembrane transport. Gene Ontology annotation, molecular function: carbohydrate:proton symporter activity. The record is from RefSeq and is a predicted model, not a curated record. The transcript is spliced from 9 exons. Bases 1 to 1515 code for a protein of 504 amino acids. NCBI's taxonomy places the organism in Eukaryota, Fungi, Ascomycota, Dothideomycetes, Botryosphaeriales, Botryosphaeriaceae.